Molecule: messenger RNA, 448 nt
Organism: Priapulus caudatus
Lineage: Eukaryota; Metazoa; Priapulida; Priapulimorpha; Priapulimorphida; Priapulidae
Exons: 2
Coding region: 17-358 (113 amino acids)
Source: RefSeq, a predicted model, not a curated record
ACCCGGGGAAUCCAACAUGGGGGUCAUGCUGCUAGCACUCACUAUCUCCCUGCUGGUCGCGUCCGGGUUCUGUCGGCAGCCGGGCCGUGUCGGCAGUGACGUCGUCGUCAGUGACCCGCGCGUGGUCACGUGGCUUCAGAAACGUGCUGUCUCCAAUAGCAUUGGUUACAAUAGGAAGGAUGACGAUGAGAAUAUGAAGGAGUUGUGUGCGAUGCUGUGUCCAGCCAACCAGGGAGGAAACCUGUGCUUAUGCGACAGUCUGAUCAUCGGAAAAAGACGACGGGAUACGAGUCACUCUGCACGAGUCCGUGACAUUGUGAUGCUGGUGUCGGGAGAACAUCAGAAAGCGGCAGACUAGCGCACAGAUGGCCACUAGUUACCAAGGUUACGACGAUGACGAUGACGAUGAUAGCGACAAUGACGAUGACGAUGACGAUGACGAUAUGGC